AUGAAUCUUGCCCCCCUCCACCCGGCCGCUGCCGUUGCCAGUACAGGUACCGCCUUACUCGUGUUUUACCCACUCCUCCCCUCCUGCAAACACCGUGUCGUCGCCGCCACGAGCCCCGACAUUAUCAGGGUCAAUGAGCUGUAUUUCUAA
Molecule: messenger RNA, 150 nt
Organism: Geosmithia morbida
Lineage: Eukaryota; Fungi; Ascomycota; Sordariomycetes; Hypocreales; Bionectriaceae
Exons: 2
Coding region: 1-150 (49 amino acids)
Source: RefSeq, a predicted model, not a curated record